GUACCUAUGACCACCACUUCGACUAGAUCUCCCGCAGAUCUCAUGCCUUUGGAGACCACCGCGCUCAUGGGAUCCCCCGGAAGUGCCCGGUCUCGGAUCUAUGCUAGACGAUUGGAGAGGCAGGCAGCCGCGGAAGCUUUGACGACCUCCACCUCCGGAGCUCUGAAUUCUCAACCGCUUUAUGGGCACGUGCGAACCGCGUCAAAAGUCUCACCCCCUCACUCGGCCGACUCGCAGACCUCACAAAGACACCAACGCCAUAGCAGAAAGACGCCGCCUGCAAAGGAUCGGGAUGCCACGCUAGCGAAACUGCGUCAAAGUCCUAGUCAUGAGAUUAUUAAGCACUUUGCACCCAAAGACUUCUCCCACCUUCCCCCUAGCCCGUCCAGCGCGUCGAUCAAUCAGUUUCUUCGUGGCUCUGGUUCCAUCAGCAAUUUCACCAUGGGCGGCGCGGGCUCCCCGCCUAGCGAUACCCUCAGUCCGUCCACGUCGUACUUUGCUCAGACAAUGUCUAAGACAGCUUCACUUCAGAGAUCCGACUCGCAUCAUUCGAAGCUUGGCAAGUCGGGCUGGGAAGGCAGAGAGGUUGAUGCUUCUACAGCAGAAGCAUUGCGAAAGCUGGACGGUUUGGGUAGUACUCCAGGCAGGAAAUCAUUGAAGAGCAAAAUGUCGACCGGCGCCUCAAGUCUUGCAAGUCGACCGGGCACACCUCCACCGAGUAAACGUCGAUCGGCUGACAAGCGUUUGACAGGAGGAUCAAGCCAUGGUAGUUUGAAGGAGAACCAACAUGGCAAGGACUCGCCUUUGAAUGCGUGGGUGAAUGUUUCUGCGGAAGAAGUAGCUGCGUCGAUGCGCGGACGGACCAAGGAUGGGGCCACCGAGGCGACUAAGGGAGACAAACGGGAAUCAUCCUCCUCUACCAGUUUUGCGGGUACUCCAACGUCGCGUGAGUCUAUGCCGACCAGCUCUACCACACCGUCCUCUACUUCGGCCGUCAAGGGUGACAAGACUCGGCGUAUCAGCGGUGGCAGCGAUGUCUCGACCUUCAGCGAUGCGCCGGAAACAAGUGGUAAACCCCGCGAAAGGGUCGUCCCUCCUGUACCUCCACUUCCAAAAGGCUACAUCUCAAUGCGUCAAGGUCUCUCCACUGCGGCACAACCUGCAUUCGUCCCUUUGGCGGGUGAUCCCUCAUCUGCUGCUCCUGCCCCACCAGCACUACCUGUCACUGCCGAGCGCCGACCUAUGGAGAAGAAAUGGUCUUUCUCCUCUGCUCUCAAUCUCAAGCUCCACAGUCGGGAACCUCCUUCUCCCUCUGAAGCGCCGAGUGAAGAACCCGUCGUCAGUCCUCAAAUCUACAGCACCACCCCUGUCGCGCCAGCUGCCACGCUCGUCAAACCUAGUUCAGCUGGUCUUCGACUGACACCAUCGUCUAUUCCAUUUUUCCGCCGUGCCUCUUCAUCCUCAAUACAAAAGGUCACAGAGCCCGUACCAGAAACUCCCAAAUCAGCAUUACCCCCUCCCAACAAUCGCACGAUGUCCAAUACCUCGACAAACUCGACCCGGAAGUCCAUGUUGGGUAUGCACUUGCCUUCGAUGCUACGAGGGAGCGCGUCCAAACGUGGCUUAUCGGCACAGCUUUUGCCUGCUCCUCAGACUGCCGUUCCACCUCAAUCACUGGAACCGGUGGAAGAAAAGACAGAUACGAAGGUCAGUUGGACGGGUCGGAAGAGAGGGAAAACGCUCUCCAUCUCUGCUGAUUCUCCGUCCAUUCCCCAACUGGCUCCGGAGAGACACGCCGUCAAGACGAAACCAUCGGUCGAGGGAUCGUUACGCAGCGCUCGUGGAUCUGUGUCAUCCAACAGAAGCGAAUCCACGGUCAACGGUGCCACGCUCAACCGCAAGAGCGAUCUGCCAUCAAUCAUUGGUUCUCCUUCGAUGAAGCAUGUCUCGUCGACAUCGUCACUCAAACAAUCCUCCGAUGCGAUUAGUCUGGCCACAAGAAUCCCUCGGAUCGCCAGUCGACCAAUCGUCUCGCCUGCUCAGCCCUCUGUCGGAGGAGGGGGAAGCAUGCCUCCUCCUGUUCUACCCAGCACAAUGACACACAGCCGCAGCACGACCCUCCAACCUGUCACGGCAAGAACCAUGACGGCGACGAUGAGCAUGGCUGAGCUGGGCAAAGGUAGAGUCAGCGAAUUCGGGACCUUGGGGAAUACCUCUCAGCCACGACAGUCCACCUCAAUCUCCCAUCGUGCCCAUCUUCUAGCACCUAUGUCAUCUAGACCUGAAGCUCGUCGUCCAGUUGUACGUCCAUCUGAGCCGCCGAGACCUGAAGGUGUGCCACCUUCCAAACGUCACCUCCCCACCCUUCCAUCUUCCGCAACUGCCAUGACAAUCUCAGCAAGUGCCAAGCGAACCUCGAAGGACCUUCGACCCACCGCAAGCCGACGAAGCUCCAAGGACACGUCGAGUGGCGUGGAGGAAGAUCAGGGUACUAUGAAAGCCUCCAAAUCUCUGCACUCAAAACUCGGCGUACCACGCUCGGCCCGAAUCACCUCUUCUUCGUCUGUCGGGGCUCCUGGCUCUGCCACGACCUUCCGGUCUUCUGCUCUGGUGGGAGACUCCUCCUCGCCUAGUCCAUUUGAGGAUGAUGAAGUGCUUGGGGAUGCGGAAAUGAAGGCGUAUGUGAAGCGACGACAAGCUCGUAAAGCCGCGGGAAAGAAGGAGGAUCUUACAGACGUACAAGGCUUUCCCGAGGAUGUCCCACCCGCGGAACCCGUCAGUCAGCGAUCGUACAUCACAAAGAACCUGGCGAGGAUGUCCGAUUUGGAGCGUAAAGAGGUUCUUGACUUUGAUUAUAUUUACUAUUCUCCCCCAUCUCGUAUCUCUCGUCCCUCCUCGGCGAACAGUGUCAUUUACAACAGCGGAUAUGAUGAUGAAAGGGGAGAUUACAUUGUUGUCGAAGGCGAUCAUCUGUGUUAUCGAUACGAAGUCGUCGGGAUCCUGGGGAAAGGUUCCUUUGGUCAAGUAGUCCAAUGUCGAGAUCACAAGACGGGUGUCUCUGUCGCUGUCAAGAUUAUACGGAACAAGAAGAGGUUUCAUCAACAGGCAUUGGUGGAAGUCAAGAUCUUGCAAGAUCUGGUGCAAUGGGAUCCAGAGGACAAGCAUUUUAUGGUCAGGAUGACGGACCAUUUCUACUUCAGAGGACAUUUGUGUAUCGUCACGGAACUUUUGAGUAUCAACCUGUACGAGUUGAUCAAGGCGAAUCAAUUUGCGGGCUUUUCGACAGUCUUGAUCAGACGUUUCACUACGCAGAUGUUGGCGGGUUUGCAAUUGAUGAGAUCGCAUAGAGUGGUUCACUGCGACCUGAAGCCCGAGAACAUUCUCCUGUGUCAUCCGAGCAAAUCGGGGAUCAAGAUUAUCGAUUUUGGCAGUAGUUGUUUGGAAACUGAAAAGGUUUAUACGUAUAUUCAGUCGAGGUUCUACCGAAGUCCGGAAGUCAUAUUGGGUAUGAACUAUGCUAUGGCCAUUGACAUGUGGAGUGUGGGAUGUAUAAUGGCUGAGUUGUACACUGGUGUGCCCCUGUUUCCAGGAGAGAACGAACAUGAGCAGCUGGCCUGUAUCAUGGAAGUGCUCGGGGUACCCGAGCGACAUAUCAUUGAGAAAGCUUCCCGUCGUAAGAUAUUCUUUGAUGCCACUGGAGCACCACGACCCUUCGUCAACGCCAAAGGGAAACGUCGUCGACCGGGGACCAAGACCCUGUUCCAAGUGCUGAAAUGUGACGACGAGUUGUUUGUCGACUUUAUCGCCAAAUGUUUGACCUGGGAUCCUGACAAGCGUCUUAAACCUCAACCGGCCAUGCGACACCCUUACAUUCUCGCUGGCAAACGGCGUGCUCUGCCAAGUUCGAGAGAUGAUAAACGAUUGAGCGAACGUUCUACUCCUUCCACCAGGUUACUCCAUCAGAUGACUUCUCCGGGUAGUAGUAGCAACGGCAAGGAGAAGGAGAAAAAGGCAGGGCAGGGGUUGUUGAUAUCUCCACCUACACCGUUGAUGGCUCGACAUUCGGGACACAAUCCUCAUUUGACAUCAUCUGCUUCCAAAGUGGCCAUGUCGAUGAGUUCUGGGAAAUUGAGUACGCAGGCGUUGAGGAAUAGUACGUACAUGUCUUCGCCCAAAGUCAGUAUCGGAUGAUGCAAGGGAGAAAGCUGGUGGGUGGUUAAUGAGGUGACGAGGGUUAAAAUGUGAGAGAAGAGAGUGUGAAACGAAGAAACGACCUGUUUAUACGAUAUCUGUCACGAAAAUAGCAUCGAGCCAGCAUCACUUUUUCUUUCCUUUUCUAUAC
Messenger RNA from Tremella mesenterica DSM 1558, 4342 nucleotides. RefSeq lists its product as uncharacterized. The transcript has 7 exons. Bases 7 to 4191 code for a protein of 1394 amino acids. Gene Ontology annotation, molecular function: ATP binding; protein serine/threonine kinase activity. The record is from RefSeq and is a predicted model, not a curated record. Gene Ontology annotation, biological process: peptidyl-serine phosphorylation; peptidyl-threonine phosphorylation. Lineage: Eukaryota; Fungi; Basidiomycota; Tremellomycetes; Tremellales; Tremellaceae.